AUGGCAGUCCAAGCCGUAAUGAUCCAAGAUAAAUGUGAAGACUGCCAGGCGCCCCCACAACAAACAGAAGUAUACAAUGCGGAGAUAGAGGACUGGAGACAACCAUACAUUGAUUAUCUCCAUCACGAGCGAUUGCCGCUUAACAGACAAGAUGCACUCAAGAUCCAAAAGAAAUCCGGUUGGGGACUUGAUAUUAUUGGACCAAUAAAACCGACUUCAUCUGGACGCCAUAAGUAUAUCAUCACCGCAACUGAAUACUCUACCAAGUGGGUUGAGGCUAUUCCACUCCGAGAUUACUCAGGCGCUACAAUCGCCGCGUUCAUCAAAGCAUACAUCAUUUGUCGAUUUGGGGCACCUAUGAUCAUACGAUCUGACAACGGUACCUCCUUUGUUAAUCAAACUUUCAUAGAUUUGUUGGACCAGUAUGGAAUCAAGUUCCACACCUCAACUGUCUAUUACCCUCAGGGGAAAGGACAGGCUGAGGCAACCAACAAGACACUAUUAAGGAUACUGAGUUGGACAGUAUAUGACCAUCACAGAAGCUGGCAUGAGCAGCUACUCCUUGCACUUUGGGCAUAUCGCAUUUCCAAGAGAAGCUCCACUGGCGCAUCCCCCUAUUCACUGAUGUACGGGGAAGACGCGAUAUUACCAGAAGAAAUCGCUAUACCAUCCGCACGUGUGGCUAUGGCUAGCCUUACCACCCCGGAUGAAUUCAGUCGACUCGCUCACUUAGAUACCUUGGAAGAACGACGAGUUAAAGCUGAACGUUUUGCAGACAAGUAUAGGCAACGAACAACAAGAUAUUAUAAUCAAAAGGUGAAAGAGCGAGUCUUUAUUGUAAAUGAGGUAGUAAUGAAAAUUGCGCCACACGUCCAGCGUAAUGAGAAAGCAGGCAAGUUUGCAUCCAACUGGCAAGGUCCUUAUAUGAUCAGCGAGGCAGCAGAAAGCAGAUAUUACUAUUUGAAGCGGAUGAAUGGCUCCCGCAUUAAUACUCCUAUCAAUGGUAAAUGGCUUAAAACUUAUUAUGCUUAA
Messenger RNA from Papaver somniferum (opium poppy), 1032 nucleotides. Its product is annotated as protein NYNRIN-like. Gene Ontology annotation, biological process: DNA integration. Lineage: Eukaryota; Viridiplantae; Streptophyta; Magnoliopsida; Ranunculales; Papaveraceae. Gene Ontology annotation, molecular function: nucleic acid binding. The transcript has 2 exons. Bases 1 to 1032 code for a protein of 343 amino acids. The record is from RefSeq and is a predicted model, not a curated record.